UAUACCAUGCUGUUCUGGAUAUAGUCAUUACUUUAAAUAACUCACAAGUGAAAGCUUUGUGAAUAGAGCCCUUUAUUGGCAGUUACAUAUAGAACCAUGACAAGAAAUUCAAAUAAUAAGAUACAUCAUAGAACAUGAGCAUGAGAUACUCCUUCCCAAUGUGCUUUCCUAAGGUCAACAGAGGACUUGUGUGAUUUUUGCCUCUACCCAGCAUUGUAGCUUUAAGCCAAAUGAGGGUGGUUCUUUGUUGUAUGGGAGGGAUGCUUUUAUCCUCAGCAACACUCUCUGGCAGAGAGAGAGAGAGAGAGAGAGAGAGAGAGAGAGAGAGAGAGAGAGAGAGAGAGAGAGAGAGAGAGAGAGAGAGAGAGAGAGAGAGGCAGUGAAAUAGCUAAAGAGGGAAAGCACUGAAACAGAGCCUUGAUGGAGGAUCCCUGUUUAUAAGAAUAAUCUCCAGGAUUUUAACCCACACAAGCUUUAAUCUUCAAAUCCGGAUUUACACAACGAGGCAACAAUACCAACCCUGUAAUAUAAAAGAGGAACAUUUUACCUUUUGUGUUUAAACAAUAGUACAUACACUGUUAGAUUUUAUUCACAGAGAGAGAGAGAGAGAGAGAGAGAGAGAGAGAGAGAGAGAGAGAGAGAGAGAGAGAGAGAGAGGGCAGAAUAGCUGGAGCAUCACCCGUGUUUGCUGCUACAGACUGGUCUACAGACUGACUGGCUGCAUACCUCAUUUUUUCUGGUUGCAUCCUUUUGCAAUUCAUCUGCUAAUCUCUUCUGCUGCCCUCAGAAGUAAGACUGCAACAACACAGAGAUCCUGAUAAUGAGUGAUAAAGGAACAAGAGUCUUUAAGAAAGCAAGUCCAAAUGGAAAGCUUACAGUAUAUCUUGGGAAGAGGGAUUUUGUUGAUCAUGUGGACAUAGUGGAACCUGUAGAUGGCGUUGUUUUGGUGGACCCAGAAUAUUUAAAGGAAAGAAAAGUGUUUGUGACGUUAACCUGCGCCUUCAGAUACGGGCGCGAGGACCUGGAUGUCCUUGGCUUAACAUUCAGGAAGGACCUUUUUGUGGCCAAUAUCCAGGCCUUCCCACCAGUGCCUGAAGAGAAGAAGCCCCUAACCCGCCUACAGGAACGCCUGAUCAAAAAACUUGGGGAGCACGCCUAUCCAUUCACAUUUGAGAUUCCCCCCAACCUGCCAUGUUCUGUUACCCUUCAACCUGGACCAGAAGACACAGGAAAGGCCUGUGGAGUAGACUUUGAAGUGAAAGCCUUUUGUGCAGAUAACGUGGAAGAAAAGAUUCAUAAGAGGAAUUCAGUGCGUCUUGUAAUUCGGAAAGUGCAGUACGCACCUGAGAAGCCAGGCCCUCAGCCCAUGGCAGAGACGACUCGGCAGUUUCUCAUGUCGGAUAAACCACUGCAUCUUGAAGCAUCGUUGGACAAAGAAAUUUAUUAUCAUGGGGAACCAAUAAACGUCAAUGUUCAUGUAACAAACAACACAAAUAAAACAGUGAAGAAAAUAAAGAUCUCAGUGCGUCAGUAUGCAGACAUUUGCCUGUUUAACACGGCACAGUACAAGUGUCCUGUGGCAAUAGAAGAAGCUGAUGACUUUGUGGCCCCCAGUGCCACUUUCUGCAAAGUGUAUACUCUGACUCCAUUCCUUGCCAACAACCAUGACAAAAGAGGCCUGGCCCUGGAUGGAAAACUCAAACACGAGGACACGAACUUGGCAUCCAGUACUUUAUUAAGAGAAGGGGCAAAUAAAGAGAUCCUGGGGAUCCUAGUGUCUUACAAAGUCAAAGUGAAGCUGGUUGUAUCCAGAGGCGGCCUCUUGGGAGACCUUGCAUCAAGUGACGUUGCUGUCGAACUUCCAUUCACUCUAAUGCAUCCCAAACCAAUUGAAGAAUUAUACAGAGAAGUUCCAGAAAAUGAAGCACCCAUUGAUACAAAUCUGAUAGAAUUUGACACCAACGAUGACGAUAUUGUGUUUGAAGACUUUGCCCGCCAGAGGCUCAAAGGGGCGAAGGAUGACAAAGAGGAAGAGGACGAAGGCGCAAACUCGCCAAAGCUGAACGACAGAUAAACAAGCUUGAGCGACUCAGUUGUUUACUGUGGUAUUGGUGCAUAGUGCUAACAGAGCCCAGGAGACCUUUUAACUCACAGUGCUGCCAUUGCUUUGUUCUUGUUCACACUCUUAAAAAACUACUUCUCAGUACACAUCUGCACACUUACAAGUCUGUAAUGUUGAGAUAACCUAAACAGGUAUCAAUACAAGUAUCAAAUAAGAUUCUACUUUGCUCCCGUGAGAAUGGUUGUGCCCAUGGCAGCAAAGAAGUCUUGCAUCGAUAUCAUGUUACAAUUUAAGAUAAUUUAUUAAAAGUCACCCUCAUUAAAGAACUUAUGUGGUCCUCAAUUAAGGACCUGAUGGUCUGUUAUACAAACCUGUAAAACUAUGACUUUGUUGAUGAGUUAAAAUUACUAUUUCUGCUUUGGCAGUGACAGUAAUAGUUCUUAGUUCUGCAUGGUUGCUGACAUCUUGGCUUUCAUUGUAUCAUGAGGAUCAAGUUAAAAAACAAGAGAGGCCAUAUUCCAAGCUAAAUCUGACACUUCUAUUUAUAUAUUUAUAUUCAUCAUGGUGUUGACACAACCGUUUGCUUUUAUAGCAAAACAGAGUGUAAUGAUAUGUACAGUAAUUCUCAUAUUUGUGCUCAAACAUCAUGGACAGGAUAUUUUGUAUGUGUAAAGAGGGUACGUGCUGUAUGUUAAUAUUGAUAUAGAAUUAGAAAUGCAGCAUCUUUUAAUAUGUUUAUUGUUUCUUGGCUCUAUAGAUUGUGAGGCAGGGAUGGAUGUGACCUACUAUAAACUCAAAGAAUAUCACACAUGUGAUUGAUUGAUUGUUUUGACCCCUGACCAAUGGAAAGAGUUGAUAUAUAGACCAUGCAAUGUAUCAAAGCUAAUGCGUUAUCUCUAGGGCUCCAAGAUUAUAACAUUUUCCCGACAAGGACAAACAUGGCACCUACACAUUCCAGUCUCUACAGUUUGGCUCUGAGUUACGGUUCAUUAUCUGAGGGGAAUACUGUAUAUGAAGAGAGAGUUGCCUUGCUAAUUCGCAUGUAAUCUGCACUUCUGUCAUAAGGAACAGAUGUCAUGACUUAACUUUUUGUAUGUCAGGUAACUAAAGAAUGUACACAUUUUUAAAAAGAGAAAAAAAAGUAGUGUUAAGUUUUUAUUUGUAUAUUUUUAAAAUGUGCUGUCAUGGUGUAUUUUAUUUAAAAUGUUGUCUGUAAAUGUCGAAAGCAUAUACUUUUGAGAUUCUGGAGAUGUGCUUUUGGCUCCAGGUUUCCUGUAGUAUGUGAUUCCCUAACAGAACUACUGUAGCACAAAGUAUAGCCUAGGUAAAGAGUAAAAGCCCUGGGUAUGAAGCACAAUGCUUGAUACUUUGCUGCAGAGCUCUCAUUUAAAAUAGUUUCCAUUUUAAAAGCAAGUGGGUUUUCUUAAAAGUUAUCUAAUAGUACGGAUCUCCUUUCUUUCUUUUUUUUUUUAACAAAAAAGCCUUAAACAUCAUAUUCUUUGUACAGCCAUCCCAUCUUCUUUUCUCAAGUUUGAAGUUUCAUUUUACUUUUAACUUUGCUGCAUUCUCUCUGGUCAUUUUCAAUUGUAACCAGGUCUUAUAGUAAAGAUUUAUAUCUUUCCAAGACCUUAUAUUGGAAACAUAUACUGUAAUAGGUCUUAAUAGCAUGAAGACAUUCUUGCUCAGAAUAAAACAAAACAGUCUAGGUUAAUUUACUAGACUUCUCAUUUUGAAUUCUUAAAACCUGAAGUUUACCUGUGAGAAAAAAAAAAAAGAAAAAGAUUGGCUGUGCUAUACCCAUUAUAGAGUAUAGCUUAGGGGGCUCCCUUAGCUAUAAGAAGCAGCUCACACUUUUUAAAAGAAGAGGAAUGUACUAUUGUAUGUAAUAGUCUUUGGCCCUUAACAUUUUCUACUCUUGUUACUGUAUUAUUUGCCUCAAAACAAUACCAGCCUUUACAAUAAACCAUAGUAUAAUAUUAAAAAAGAUUCUACAGUUCAGUAAAACGCUACGAUUGGGCAAAUUGGGGACCUCCGAAAAUACAAAACAUAAUUGGUGACUCUUUUAAAAAAAAAAAAAAAAAAAAAAAAAAUUGAAGAUAUGUAGGGACAUAAGUAU
This is a messenger RNA of Acipenser ruthenus (sterlet), 4178 nucleotides long. Its product is annotated as beta-arrestin-1. Gene Ontology annotation, biological process: visual perception; signal transduction; G protein-coupled receptor internalization. The record is from RefSeq and is a predicted model, not a curated record. The transcript has 16 exons. Gene Ontology annotation, molecular function: G protein-coupled receptor binding. Lineage: Eukaryota; Metazoa; Chordata; Actinopteri; Acipenseriformes; Acipenseridae. The coding region runs from base 821 to 2074 and encodes 417 amino acids.